Messenger RNA from Panonychus citri (citrus red mite), 1511 nucleotides. Its product is annotated as pancreatic triacylglycerol lipase-like. NCBI's taxonomy places the organism in Eukaryota, Metazoa, Arthropoda, Arachnida, Trombidiformes, Tetranychidae. Gene Ontology annotation, molecular function: lipase activity. Bases 136 to 1290 code for a protein of 384 amino acids. The transcript has 2 exons. The record is from RefSeq and is a predicted model, not a curated record.
UAAUUGCGAAUAAAUUAUUUUAACCAUGAGGGCUUCUAACUAUUCAUUAUCAUCGCAAGUUAAUCAACCUUUAAUUUUGGACUAUCAAUCAGUCAGCAUCUGGUUAAUUAACCACCAACAACGACAACGACAACGAUGAUGUUUUCCAGUGAUUUACUAAUUGUUUUCUUCUCAUUUAAUUUAGUAAUUAUUUCCGUUAAUGGACUAACAGAUAGUAAUUUAAUUAACCUUGACGCUAUUAUCCCUUGUUUUAAAAUAAGAUGCUAUUCUCAGAAUCUCGGCUGUUUCAAGCCGUUAAUCUCUGGGUUGAUUAUCCUUUUCCCUCCGAUAAGUGUUUGUCCCGAAACUCCGUCAAUAGUUAAUUUGACCUUUCGAGUUGCAAAUCAAGAAAAUCCAGCAAUGUUUCUAGAAUCACCAUCAACAAGACACCCAUAUUCCCGUCUAACUCCAGACCGUAGUUUGGCCUUUUACUCUCAUGGUUGUUUCGGCAGUUAUGCCGACAAGUUUUCCCUCUUCACUGGAUUGGGUCUACUUCGUGACUAUUACCAAGUGGUUCUUAGCGAUUGGGUUCGAGGUGCGAAUCCACCGAUUAUCCUAAAACAACCAGCGAUAAUUAAUCUCUUCUUGUGUACGGCUAAUUGUGAAAUUGUCGGUAGAAAAGUAGCCAAUGCUUAUAACUUUGCUGUCACAAGGCUUGGCAUAAAUCCCGAAAACAUAACGGUAGUCGGACACUCCGCUGGUUCAGCGUCAACACAUUUCACCGCUGUCUGGCUCCAAGAAAGGUACAAAAUGACACCUUACGAAACGAUCGCGCUGGACGUUGUCUCUGAUCCUUAUCAGCCGUCAACUGUUUUCGGUGUAUCAAAAUUGGACGCUAUUUAUAACACUGCCGUUCACACGACAUACAAUUUCCCGGUUCCAAUAGUUUCUCAUGUUCCAGCGGCGUUAGAUUUAAAAGUGGGCUCACCUUUUGCCCUAUCACACACCGAUCUAUUCGUUAACGCACCUUUUGGCCUUAUCGUUAAACAACCUCCAUGUGGCUUAUUACCUUUUUGCAGUCACUUUUACGCGAUCAUCGUUUACAUGGCUUCGCUGUUCGGCUGUCAAUUUGAACCUUGUAGUUCGAGUUUCCUUUUCCCAGGUCAAAGUUCGGGCCCAACGGGUGUGGCAAGUUCAGUUUACGGUCGACGAGGUACACUUUGUAUUAGCGUUUCUGCUUAUCCUUUGACAGAAUGUAAAUGUAAUCAAACGAAAGGAGGAAAUUUGAGAAAACAUCGAAUUCUAAAUUAAUUAUCUCUUUAAUUAGUAUAUUUAUUGCACACAUUUUUACAUGUAUAUUGAACUAUUUACAUGAAGACUUUUGUUUUCGAUUGAUUAAUCGUCGUUUAAGUAAAUUAAAUAUAAAAAUGCUUCUUAUUCAAUAUUAUGGUCCUUUUGUUAUUUGCUGGAGUUAUUUUCAUGAUUUGGUUGAGUAAAAAGUAAUAUGAAUUGUUGAUGAUUUUAUCCAAAAA